Aspergillus tanneri is the source of this 321-nucleotide messenger RNA. Its product is annotated as Endoplasmic reticulum zinc transporter. The transcript is spliced from 2 exons. The record is from RefSeq and is a predicted model, not a curated record. NCBI's taxonomy places the organism in Eukaryota, Fungi, Ascomycota, Eurotiomycetes, Eurotiales, Aspergillaceae. The coding region runs from base 1 to 321 and encodes 106 amino acids.
AUGGCGUCGAAUCUCCCCAUUCCUAUCCCUCCACGCACGCCUACUCCACCUCUCGAUGACCCUCCAAGCCCCCCCAAUCAUGUCUUGGAUCCAGGAACUCUCACGCAGGACUCCCUGUCGCCGUUGGUAGAUACGUUUGCUCAGUCGCGGAAUGGCCUGAAUAGCGAGGAUCGAACCCGUUUGAGUCCCACGCGGGCUGCCUUCAAUCUCAAUUCCUCCGACCCUUCAGGGCAGAAUGGGCAGAGCGACGCUGGGUCAUCCGGACCGUUCAAUUUCCAGACGGUGACGAUGGCAAAGGGUCCAGUGGUGAAAUCGCGUUAG